Molecule: messenger RNA, 4400 nt
Organism: Penaeus vannamei (Pacific white shrimp)
Lineage: Eukaryota; Metazoa; Arthropoda; Malacostraca; Decapoda; Penaeidae
Source: RefSeq, a predicted model, not a curated record
UCAGUCACUCUCGGGAAGCACGUGUGAAAGGUGUUACUCUUUCGUCUUUCAGAUAAUUAGCUAAUUUGGUGAUUAUUGCUCUCAAAUAAUCUCUAUUUUGUUUAGAUUUCCGUAAGUAUUAUCUUAAUUUCUUCACCAAGGAUGAUGACAACGCAAUUGUCAAGAGCUCCGACCUCAACUUGGUCGACGCUUUUCCCAACCGAGCAGAAUACUCUCUCACAGUCGACUCUCUUUGUGAAAAAACUGCUAGCUGUUGGACUCUCCUCCAUCACGUACUUGAGGACUCUCUUUCCAGAGGGAGCUUACAGUGACCGCGACCUCGAUGGACUGAAGCUGAAAAUGCUGCAAGACAACUCAGAGUGCCAAGGUGCCAACACGCUCGUCUCCUGGAUCAAGAGUGCCUUUCAAGCCCUGGACAAGCAGUAUCUGCGCCAGUUGACUCUAACUCUACACACCAAUCCUAAGGAAUACAAUAAAGCCCUUGAGUCUUACACGUAUAAGAUCUGGUACAGCGACAAUAAGGAAGCCUUCAUCAGUGAGCUCGUUACCAAUAUAGACUCGGUUGAAAAGAAACAUGAUGUGAGGAGGUCAACCCAAAAGAUGCUACGUACAGUCCUCCUGCUCACCCAGUCCCUCAAACCACUGCCCAGCAAAGUCUUUGUCACCAUGCAGCUACAUUACUAUGAUAAUGUUACACCUCCUGAGUAUGAACCAGUGGGAUUUAAGGCUGCAGCAUCCACAGACAGCCACAGCUUUGGUGACCCAGUAACAAUAAAGGUUGGUGAUGUCUCUACACCUUUCCAUACUGUCAAGCUUCGAGUAACUGUGAACAAGGCUGUUUAUUCUGAUGACAAAGAGGAAAAUGUACUGCAAGACCAGACAGGACAUGACAACAAGGAGAAUCCCCAUGAAGUGAAUGAACAGGCAGAAUCAACUGUGUUAGAGAAUGCAGAGGAUCCCCUGCCUUCUAGCGAUCCUGUUAUCAUCCGCUGCCAUAAGCGCUCCACAAAGCCCCUUGCCACCCUUGGUCCACAAUCAGGUCACAAGCCACAGGAAUCACUGACCCCCAAGGAUGAACAAACAUCAAGCAUGUGUUUGGAGAAAGACAAGCAAGAUUCCACAGGAGCUGAUCCCCAGCUCCAGUCUGAAAGCACUCCACAGGAUGACUGCGUGCCAAGUAUCACUCCCGUGUCCAAGACCUGCACAGUGGCACAGGUUGUUUCUAUUGGGAGUGGUGAGGAAAUGCAGAUUGUCCCAGAGGUUGAACCAAAGGAGGAACAGGAGGGGUGUACCAGUGUUCGAAGAAGUCGCCGCUUGCUCUCCCACUCAUCUGCUGUCACCCCCACUGCAUCAGGCCAGGGUCUUAGUGGCACAUCAACCAUGAAAGAUGAAGAGCCUGUGAGGUGUGAAUGUGGGGUACACCAUGAUGAUGGCCUCAUGAUAUUAUGUGAUGUCUGCAAAACAUGGCAGCAUGCUUUGUGCUUCAAAUUGUCAAAGAAGGAAGAGAUUCCUGAGCAGCAUGUGUGCCUGCAGUGCUCUGUCACCUCAGGCUUGCCUUGUACCGAUUCCUCCUUCAGGGACAUGAGAAAGAAGAAGGUCCAGCAGAUAUGCCUUAUCCGCCGUGCUUUGGAAUUCCUAAGGGGCUACCAUGCCCGAGUGUCAGUCGCCAAAUUGGCCCAGCGCCUUGGAGUGGACAUUUCAAAGGCCCGGAAACUGAUGAGUCACUUAGAAGCUAUGAUGGUCUUUGAGGGUAAAGGGAAAAGGCAUCGAGUGGUAAACAAAACCAAAAUAGCGUCUACAUAUUUAGAAUACUUCGGAAGUCAGCCAGUGCUUAUGGAAGGAGAAGAAUUUGAAGAUACUCAGGUGUUUCAGACACCAAAGCAAGUGUCCCAAGAGGUAGGCUGGGAUUCUGAUAUGACACCAGACAUCAACCUGCCAACGCAGGUCUUAGACAGUGAAAUGGAGAGCUUGCAGGAUACUCCUACCCCUGACUCUCAGGCCACACAAGUUGUAGCAGACACGGACAGUCAGAAGACCACCCAGUUCAUUAGAAAGUCUGAAGGGGAAAGACUUCUCUCCACAUACCCAGGGGAAGUGGUAGAUAGCACUCAGGAUGUCCCAGUUGGAACACAGAAGAUUACUCUUGGGACUGGUUUGGAUGAAUCCUUUAGCAUUUACAGCCCAGCCGGUGCAUCUCAGGCCUUUGCGACUGCUGGGAACACUGUUGCAACAUUAGGGGAAGAAGUAGAAGAAAUGACCGACAUCUGUUCUAAUCCUGUUGACAGCACUACUCUAGCUGAUGCAGACACAGUACAAGUCAGCAAAAGCAGCUGCAAUGAGACAUCAGUGACUAACACAUUUGUCACAGAACCUGCCAACACAAGUCAAGAACAUACUACAGAGAAUCCAGGAAAGUCUGCUGCACUUAUUUUUGAGUCAGCUGACAUUCAGAAGUCAGCAGGUGGCUCAGACCUCCAAGAGAACCAGUCACAGGUGAAUAAUGAAAAUUUACAAGAAGUGGCAUGUAGGAGUGUAGAGUUACAUGUUGAAAAUCCUGCAUCACGUAGGGCUCUGAUGACACGCAGCAACAGACUGUCACGAAACAAGGCCAAAAUGGCUGUUACAGUGAGCUUGAACGACUUUGAAAUCAGCAGCUCCCAGGGUUCCCCGACACAAGAACACCACCGGAAAGGAAAGCGAGCCAAGAUUGUGUAACAAAUAUGUGAUGAUUUGGAAAAGAACAGGGGAGACCUUGAAAAACAGAAGUUUAAGACAUGAAAUUAAGUUCAGUUUAGCUUUUUUAAAAAUGCAGAUUUCUUUGCCAAGAUUUUUUUUUAUCAUUCCAGUUACAGUAUCAUUUAUUUGGAAGGGAAAUUGUUAGUACUCUCAUGAAUGCAGGAUAAAUUUGUUAUUUUUGAGAAUAUAUCAAUUUUUUUAAGGAAUUGUUUCUGAAAAAUAUUUUCAGUCUGUAAUUCAGUUGUGGAAUUUUAGUGGAAAAACUCAGUUUAAAAUAGUUGAAGAGAACACUUGGCUUUUCUGUUUUCUUGCAUAUAUGUUUUAGUUUGUCUCCUUGACAGGUCUUUAGUCUUUUUUUUAUUAUUAUUAUUAUUAUUAUACUUUCAUCUGAUUUUAUAAAUAUUUAGUUAUCCUUCCUCUAUCAGUCAGGAAAAGCAUAUUAUUUAGCAUUUCGUUGAUAUAAUGUUCUUUACAUGUUGAUACAAAUGAUAUUUUUUGAUGAAUGAUAAGGAUUUACCAAAAAAGGUUUUUAUUUUCAUGCAUGAUUUUAAAAAAAGUCAUAAUACCCAUAAUGCAGGAAGAAAACAAUUUUGCUUGUCUCGGAUUCCUCAAAUCUGAAUCAUUGUAUAAUCUGAUGAUAAUAGUUUUCCACAUUAGUAAAUUCAAACAUGGAUCUGGUAAAUACAGAGUAUGGUGAUAAUGAAAAAUUGACUACUAUAGUAAUUUAUCUUCACCAACUCAUUCAGAUAUGACAGUGACAAAGUAAUAUUCCCAAAGAGGAAUGAAUGCACAGAUGCCAGGAGUUGUAUCCCUAAUUUUUUUAGCUUCAUUGCUUUAUAACAGUUUUCAUAGCAAUGUCCUAAUCUUUACAGAGUUGACGUGGUAGUUUUUGUAAGAUCCAUAUAAAACAAAGUUAUCUUUUGAUAUAUCUACUGAAAUUGAAUCUUUUCUUUUUAGGCUCACAUUAAUUCGCAAUUACAGCAAGUCAGAGUUUGCAUAUUUGAUGUAAUGGAGUAUAUCUGGAUUUUUUUUCUUUUACCAGUUGCAAAUAUGAAUAAAUUAGUACUAACCAACAACACCCACAUAUGACUGCUUACCUACCUUGAGCACACUGGAUCAUGCAACUGUCUUAAUACUGCACAAAAGGAUAUUUCAUAUAAAUGAUCAAUAAAACAAGUAUCAAUUACAAUGUAUUUACUUGUACUUAAACAUAACAUGGAAUGUGUGUAUGUCAAAGACAAGAGGUAAAUUUAAAUAUUAAUACAUAUGAUAAAAUGUCUCAACUUGUUAAUAUUGAUCAAUAACAAUGAAUGAAAAUACAGGUGAACAUUUUCAGUGUCAAUGCAAAUGAAACUAUCAAACAAUAUAAAAUGUCAAAACCACAUAGCGGUACAGGUAAAAAAAUUUACACCUGCUGAUGUUAACAUGCCCAUAACAUCAUUGUAGUGUUGAAACUGGGAAUUCACUAACUAAUCUUUAAGGGUUAUUCUUCAUGCUCUGAUGAAAGAAAUGCACCUUGCACUUUGUGUAUCUCAGAAUUUGUAGCUUCUAUUUAGAAGAUAUGGAUCACCAUGAAUCACACCAUAAACUAUCAUACAAGGACUACCAACAGACAAAAAUACAACAGUUAUAAUAACCACAUUUGUUCGUCUUUGUAAAAAAAA